Messenger RNA from Morchella sextelata, 435 nucleotides. RefSeq lists its product as uncharacterized. The record is from RefSeq and is a predicted model, not a curated record. NCBI's taxonomy places the organism in Eukaryota, Fungi, Ascomycota, Pezizomycetes, Pezizales, Morchellaceae. The coding region runs from base 1 to 435 and encodes 144 amino acids. The transcript has a single exon.
AUGCCCCGCCGACCCUCGCCCAUCCGCAGGCGCGUCCAGACCUUCAUCAAGCGCCUCUCUGGCGGCAGCUUCCACGCCUCCGACAACGACGGUGACGAAGACGAAAACCCCUUCGCCGACCCCGUCAACCCCUUCGCCGACCCCCCCACCAUUACCGAGCUCGUCGAAGCCGAGCUCGCGGUGUUCACGGAGAUCGUGGCGGACAUCUACAACCGGCCGCACCACACCACGGUGCCCGAUAUUAGUGCAGAGCUGGAUCUACGCUUGGACCUGUUGAAGAGGGGUGGCAAGAGCAAGGAUAAGAUUGCGAAGAUGCUGAGGAAGGAAGUGGUUGGCAGCGAGCUGAGGGCGAGGGUUGAUGUGCAGAGACAUAGGUUUAAGGAUGCGAAGGAUCGCGACUUGGUGUUGAGGUUGGAGACUGUGGGUUUUUUCUGA